This is a messenger RNA of Durio zibethinus, 2048 nucleotides long. NCBI's taxonomy places the organism in Eukaryota, Viridiplantae, Streptophyta, Magnoliopsida, Malvales, Malvaceae. The record is from RefSeq and is a predicted model, not a curated record.
UAGACAAUAGCUAUCUUCCUUAAAAAAUAGUCAACACGAAAGCCUACUCUGUUCUCACGUUCUCGGAUUCUUCCUGGAAAGAGCUUACGGCAGAUUCUUUCUGUACGGCAAUCGACGCGUUUUCAUAUGUAUUCUAGAGAUUCAUUUGAAAAAUAAAAAGUUGGGAUAUGUAAAGAAAAAUCGUUGACUUUUGAUAGAUGUUUUUUUCUUCCCUUUGAAAUUAAUCUGUUAUUGCGGGUAUUGGGCUGUUUUAUUGAUAAAUAGAAGCAGAAGGAACUGUCUCAAACACCAGAUUAAGAUAUCUUUCUCUUCCACCUCCUCCUUAUGUCGUCGUUGCCAUCAUCAUCAUCAUCAUCUUCUUCUUCUUCUUCUUCUUCUUCUUCUCCUCGACAGAAAUAUGAUGUUUUCUUGAGUUUUAGAGGUGAAGAUACCCGCAAAAACUUCACUGAUCAUCUAUAUGCUGCUUUAAAAAGGAAUGGAAUCGAGAAUUUCAGGGAUGAUCCAAGGCUUGAGGCUGGAGAAGAAAUCGCACCAGAACUCUUGAAAGCAAUUCAAGAAUCAUGGUGUUCACUAAUCGUUUUCUCAGAAACAUAUGCUUUUUCAGGUUGGUGCUUGGACGAACUUGCCGAGAUUGUUCAAGAGAAAAACAAGAGGGGACAUAAAAUCUUUCCAAUAUUUUAUGAAGUGGAUCCAUCUGAUUUGAGAAAACAAACAGGAAGAGUUGCUGCAGCCUUUGCCAAACACGAAGAGAGAUACACAGAAAUUAAAGACAAGAUCCAAAGGUGGCGAACUGCUUUAACUGAAGUGGCUAAUAUCAAAGGAUGGCAUUUAAAUAACAGGCCUGAAUCAGAAUUUAUUGGAGAGAUUGUUACAAUGAUAUCAGCCAAAUUAUGUCAAACAUAUUCAGAUGUUCCUCAUGGGUUGGUUGGAAUCAAUUCACGUUUGGAAGAGUUGCAAUUGAAAAUAGACAUUGGAAAAGAAGAUGAUGUCCGCAUUAUAGGAAUUUGUGGUACGGACGGUAUUGGUAAAACGACUCUUGCAAGAGUUGUUUAUAAAAUGUCUCCUCAUUUUGAAGGUAAAAGCUUUCUUGGUGAUGUUCGACUUAAUUCAGAGAUAUAUGGACUUGUUCAUUUACAGAAACAAUUUCUUUAUGAGAUUUUGAAAGAAGAUUUCAGAUUUUCAGAUGUUCAAGUAGGGAAUGGAAUCCUUAGUCGUCAGCUAUCGCACAAGAAGAUUCUUGUUGUUAUUGAUAAUGUCGAUAACCUGCAACACUUAAAAUGCUUGGUUGGAAGGCGUGAUUGGUUCGGUUUAGGGAGCCGAAUCAUCAUAACAUCCAGAGAUGAACAUUUGCUACGAUUUCACGGGGUAGAUGAUGUGUAUCAGCUUACAACAUUGGAUUUUCAUGAAGCACUUUAUCUUUUCAAAUUGAAUGCUUUCAAGAGUGAUGCAGUGCCAAGAAAAGAUUUCAUUGAGCUUUCUAAAUGUGUUGUGGGAUAUGCUGGUGGUCUUCCCUUAGCUCUUGAAGUUUUGGGAUCCAUGUUGUGGAAUAAAGAUGCUUCCCAAUGGAGAAGUGCAAUUGAAAGACUUAAAAAUGAACUUCACAAAGAUAUUCAUGAGAGGCUUCAAAUAAGCUUUGAUGGAUUAUCAGAGACACAGAAGAAUAUUUUUCUAGAUAUAGCAUGCUUCUUCAACUGGGAAAAGAAAGAUUUUGUAACAAGAGUACUAGAUGGUUGUGAGUUUUCAGCGGGUAUUGGAAUAGAUGAUCUCAUUGAUAAGUCCCUGAUAAAAAUUGAUAAAGACAACAAAUAUUUGUAGAAGCAUGACUUGCUACAAGAGAUGGGAAGAGCAAUUGUUAGAAAAAAAUCUCUUGGUGAACCUGGAAAACAAUGUAGAUUGUGGGAGACAAACGAUAUUUAUCACGUGCUAACGGAAAAUACAGUAAGUCAUUUCUUAAAUAUUACGCAUUUAUUUGUUUAUUUUGAAUCUCGACUCUACCCAAAAUAAUAAAUUGACUAUCACGAAAAAUUAUUAAGUAGGUAUAUAUUUUA